This is a messenger RNA of Anopheles funestus (African malaria mosquito), 3562 nucleotides long. RefSeq names its product keratin, type II cytoskeletal 3-like. The coding region runs from base 1773 to 2420 and encodes 215 amino acids. The record is from RefSeq and is a predicted model, not a curated record. Lineage: Eukaryota; Metazoa; Arthropoda; Insecta; Diptera; Culicidae. The transcript is spliced from 4 exons.
GCUCCAUUAAACUAUGGAUUGAAUUGUUUUAUUGUUCAGCUACAAAUAAAACUCUACCCGGAGUUUUACAUCCGUUUAUAAGAGCCAUUAAUUGCGAGUGUCCGAGAAACGCCCAAUCACUGUGUUCUACCGGAGUCGACGAACAGUUUUCGUUUUUGGACGUUCUUCGGUUCCAUUUUAGUUCUCCAUACAUAUGCGCAUUCUAUUUAUAUAAACAGAUCGUACAACACAACCGACCAAGCAAAUAAUAACAAUAAAUGUGCAUAAUAUUAUAUAGCCAUUCAGCUCCAGCCCAGACAGCCCACAGAAGGUGGUGCUUCUUGGUACGAAAGGUGACAAAUCCGAAACACGAAAAGAACCCAAUAGGAGGAGUUGCAUUCGCGCUUGGUCAGUGCUCGGUUGGGUUUGCCGUGUGCGUGGUGCAUCGUUAAAUCUUUCUGCACUCCACGUGGCGCUGUUUGUUUUGUUAGUGCAUCGGGUUGGUGCGCUAUGGCGUACGACUCAUUCAUGCCCUUUACCCUAGCCAUCGGAUCCGAUUCGGAUUUCGGAAUUUCGAUACAUUCGGUAAACCGGGGGGGCUCUAUUGACCAUGCGCCACCAAUUUGGAUGGGGAAAGUUCCCCAUUCGGGUGUUCGUGGUUUGACGAAGUUUGACAGCUUCCGCCAGUGGGAUUUCGUUCGAUGGCGCGUGAUUGUGGUCAGUGUAGACUCCGAUAUCAUGCCGGUUAGGCCGGUUUAUCAUACGAACCGUUUUGCGAGUUAAGGAUGGCGCCAAAAAAACACGUUUCGAAACGAUCAACAGUUCAGUUGCAGUUGAUUUUGGGUGGUUAGAGCGAGCAUGAGUUGAAAACCUCAUGAGUAGUUGAUAAAUGUUAUUAAGCAAAGUGGUUCAAUUGGGCACGGUAUAUCCUCUUAAUAAUAUAUUCGUUAUCAACAAUCACUCUAUAACAUAAGAGAUAAUGAAUGCUGAUUACUUCAAUAUCGUCCACAGUUGAUUAAGCACCUGGUGCAAUUGCGUUACGAACGGAUUGCGUUACGAAACGCAUACAACAGUAAGUAAGGAAAGGGACAAGCAUAACUGAGCUCCAUCCAGCACCGGAAUGGAACCCGCCUCGAAUUCUCGUGAGUAUGGUGUGUGUGUCUGACGUAUGCCAACCAUCUGUUGGCACCGCGGGAUUCAGGUAAAUUGUGGUUGAUUGAUUCCACCACCAGUGUGGAGCGUUGUUUUGUUUGAAUUGCCUUUUUGAAACCAUCGUACACAAUUGCGAAGAAUUAUCUUCGCCCACCAUUGUCUAACCAUUGAGCAAUCCGUCGGACAUCGUUGAGCACCAUCGAUCGCGUCGAACCAUCAUCAUCUGCGGAGUGUGUUUGUGUGUGUGUGUAAAGUGUGUGAUAAAAAACUUACCCCCCCAAAAAAACCAUUGGUCAUUCGUUUUGCUUGUCUUCACUCACUCAUUCAUUCUUUCGCGAUUUACACGCCUCUUAUCUUGCAACCGCAGACCGGACACGGCGGCACUGGAGAGUCAGCUGGUGUCGGCAUUCCGGGCCGCUGCCUUGCCGGACAACGAAACGCUGGACCUGCGUCAACCAUCUCCCCUGUCGCCGGGAGCUGAUACCCAUGGUCACCACCACCAGCAGCAGCACCAUCAUCAUCAUCAUCCGCACCAUCAUCAUCCGGGUGCGGGAUCGCUUGCACUGCCGGAUUAUUCCCGCAAGCGGUCCCACCGCCACGCGGAUCUGCCCGGCUUCUUUCAAGGUACGCCCGGCGGCGAUAUGGUGCCGGGGCCAAAAAAGGGCAAAUUUUCAGCCGCUGCCACAGCAGCUGCUGCGGCCGUUGCCGCUAACUACUAUGACAAUGCAUAUCUUUCGUUCGAGAAAAGCCUCCGGGGAGCGUUUGGGGGUGUGGAAGGAAUGGCUGGACCAGGUCCAAUGCUCGAAGGUCCCGGUGGUAAUGGUGGAGGAGGGGGUGGAGGUGGUGGUGGUGGUGUAGGUGGAGGUGGAAACGGACCUGGAGGUUCUGGCGGAACGCUCGAUCCAUACGGCGGGGGUCAUCACCUGCUAAGUCCGAUCAACUACACCCUAACGGCCGAGGCCAUCAAUAGACGCAUACGAAGUACGCUCGGGCUGGACGAUCAGGACCAGAUGGAGCGGGCACUAGCGAUGAACAACGGCAGCAAAGGUACAUCGGACGACUGUUGCCCGGGGAUGGCCAGUCCGGAUUGGAUGAUGCGCCGGCCAGGUUCGGGUAGUGCGGGUGGACCGGCGCUUGCUGAUACGCGUGCCUACACCCACAGUCCGCUACCACCCGGAACUCCCGGCACACUGUACGAGGAGCACAAGUUUGCACCAUUCUCACCGACCAGUACUACCGCCAUGCAUGACGAUAAUAACAACGUAGACAAAAAGGCAUUCCAAGAGUAGAAACGCGGGAAAAAAAAAGAUUUCAAAAUUACAGCGGACGAGUUCUUUCAUUUCGAGAAACUGAUACGAUAAGCGAUAAAUUGCCGUAAAGACUUAAACAUUUAGGAUUAUACGAUUCAUACGUACAUCUUACGGGAUGCAAUACAGGGGUGCUAAGAAUUGGGAAUUGUUGUGGAACUUUGGAACUAAUGAGAAAAAAAUAUCCCGAACAAAAAAAAGGCUAAUAGAUUUGUAACGAAUCGGGUUUCAUGGCAGAAACUUUCCUUUUCCUUUUGGUGCAUUUUCAUUAAAUUACACCUUCCAUAACCAAGGCGAUAAAGCUUACUUUCGAUUUGUUCGAAGUUAGUACAUUAAAAUGUUGCGACUUUAAAAAAAAAAUGGUGAGCUUCUAAAUGUUGUUUCCUUAUUUGUAUUGCUGUCUUGAAAUGGAACAUUUGGGGAAAAGAAUGGAACGAAACUGAUGCCUAUCAAAAAGAAAAAUCGAAAUCAUAAAAUGUUUAAAACUGGCCGAGAAUGUGUACGACAUUCUCAAUAAUUCUUAAAUACAACAUUUGAUAUUCCGACACAUGAGGUAACAACUCAUGCAGAUACAGAACUCGAACGGUAAUCUCAGAAUAGAUAAUCAAAAUUAACGAAGCAGAAACAAAAAACACAGAAAAACACACACAGACAGAACAUCUCUUUGCUGAAAAGAAAAACCUUGGUGAUUAUUCUAGACUGAUUAGAUAAUAUACAACUCAUCGGUAUAUAUAAAUAUAUAUAUUCGUAGUGAUCGGUAUAUGAAUUGCAGGGUGCAACAAAGCAAAUGAAUCAAUGUGGCAAUGUGGGGCCCCCUAUACUGGUGUAGUAUUGCAGAUAAGCACAACCGUAAACCGUAAACCGUGUGGCUAUAUUAUCGUAGGGAAAAAAAGAGAAUAAUGUAAUUGAAACUUUGUAAAACAUAAAAAACAAACAAAAAAACCCAUUUAGCAGCGUAACACUAUACAUUGGUAACACUUAUAUCGAGCUAUAAAACCCGAGUAAACCCGAGAGCCUAGAGUGUUGUGGACGACAACGGUCGAAAAUGUGAAAUGAUGGAUGAAGCUUCGCCGACAAAUGAUAAGCCAUUUGGGAAUGAAGAAAUAAAGCACGUUAUAAACAUU